Messenger RNA from Uranotaenia lowii, 1707 nucleotides. Its product is annotated as putative inositol monophosphatase 3. NCBI's taxonomy places the organism in Eukaryota, Metazoa, Arthropoda, Insecta, Diptera, Culicidae. Gene Ontology annotation, molecular function: 3'-nucleotidase activity. Bases 28 to 1065 code for a protein of 345 amino acids. The transcript has 4 exons. Gene Ontology annotation, cellular component: endomembrane system. Gene Ontology annotation, biological process: phosphatidylinositol phosphate biosynthetic process. The record is from RefSeq and is a predicted model, not a curated record.
GAAGAAGAGGAAGAACAUUCAGUAAUCAUGAAUCUAGGUGGAUCUAUUCGGGUCAAUAAAUUUGGUGUUUUCAUCAUUGCGCUAAUUUUAUUAGUUUUUGUUUAUUAUUUAUCAACCGGAAAAUCUCGGAACUCAGGAUACAUAUUGAACAAGAACCCCAAUGAAGUAAAUUUGCGCAAGUUGCUGAUCGGAUCGAUACAAGCAGCCCAGCGAGGUGGCAUUGAAGUGGUUGAAGUGUCCAAAAGUGAAGAUUUCAAGAUUCAGAGCAAAGGAAAAACCAAGGAAGGUGCCAAAGAUCCGGUCACGGAGGCCGAUUUCCGCUCCCACUGUGUGAUGACGCAGGGUUUGCAUCGAAUAUUUCCAAAGUUGAAUAUCGUUUCAGAGGAGGAUAAAGGCAAACAAACUUGCUCGGACACCAAACCAUUCGAUUUGGAUCCUACUGUCAUACAUGAAAAUUCUAUCGUCCCCGAUGAAGUUAUCUCAAUAGAAGAUGUUGUUGUGUGGAUUGACCCUCUGGAUGCAACACAGGAAUACACGGAAACCCUAUUCCAAUAUGUUACAACAAUGGUUUGCGUGGCAAUCAAAGGCGUUCCAGUCAUUGGAGUUAUUCACAAUCCGUUCAACAAGAAAACGGUUUGGGCCUGGGUUGGCAAGGCAGUAUCAGAACCGUUGAAUGAUUUGAAAAAGGAUGAAGAUGUAAAACACCCCGUUGUUAUUGUAUCCCGUUCGCAUAGCGGUCAGGUGAAAAGCAUUGCCAAGGAAGUGUUUGGAGAGAACUCGUACAUCAUUCCAGCAGGAGGGGCAGGUUACAAGGUGCUCCAGGUACUCCACAACAAUGCCACAGCAUACAUUCAUUCAACAGCCAUAAAAAAAUGGGAUAUUUGCGCUGGGAAUGCGAUCCUCAAUGCCGUGGGAGGUAGGAUGACAGACCUGAAGAAUCAGGAAAUAACAUACAACGAUCGGGACGCGUUCGUGAAUGACAACGGAUUGCUUGCGGCUGCUGCCAACGUCGUGCAUGAAUUGUACAUUCGAAAAAUAAUCGAUCAACACGUUUUCUCGAACUGAGCUACAGCAAAAAUCGUCGACUGAGUACUACUCAGACCUUCCAUCGAUUUGGGAGCAUUUUUGUAAAUAACUCGAAUAUGCGUGUUGUAACAAUUGUAAUGAAAGCAUAGAUCUUUGGUAUUGGGAUUGGGCCUGCUAAAAAGAAUAAAGCUUGCUCUUUACUCUUACACAGAUUUCCAUAAGAAUGACAGCUAAUCGGAGUGAAAUUGGAGUGAAGGCUAUUGCUUUCUCUGUUUAACACACGAGAAAUCGUAUACCGGGAUUGCAAGCGCGCCCAUCGCCCAUAGUCUAUAGUAAUGAUUUGUGAUCAAGUUCCUCUCGUUAACUUCAAAGAAAAAAAAAAAAGUUUUUUGUUUCAAACUAGAAUUGUUUUUUUAGUUAAAAUGAAAACUAAUAAACCGAUAGACAUAGGUUACACAAAGGCUACGUUAUUCAAAUAUCACAAAAAAGUACAAGCCAAGCAUCGUCAAAUAAGUAAUGCAUAAAGCGGGCCACAGACUACACAACAUUUGUACAAAUGCGAUGGAAUUUGGUGAAAUUUUGUCGCUGUAAACACGAUUUGCAUAGUGUAUGGCACUGUUUGAAUGAGCCCCCAAACGGUGGGAGUAAAAUCGGUCGGGAUCGAAAUAUUUUGUACAAACC